Messenger RNA from Entamoeba invadens IP1, 1311 nucleotides. RefSeq lists its product as hypothetical. Bases 1 to 1311 code for a protein of 436 amino acids. The record is from RefSeq and is a predicted model, not a curated record. Lineage: Eukaryota; Evosea; Mastigamoebida; Endamoebidae. The transcript is spliced from 2 exons.
AUGGUUAGUUGUAUGUUACUCACAUCACUUCUACUUAUAACAGUUGUCAAUUCACAAGAAGAGUUGAACAUCUGUUUAGUCAAGAACAAAGCUUUUGAGACAGAAGGACAGAUACCAACGAAUAUGUUUCAUGCGAACAAUGGUAUUAUAGUUGAAAUCAAUAAGACCACAGAAUGGUGUUACUAUUUUCACUCUACUAAAUCGAGAAGCUCCUCAAAAUGUUUUCCAAAUAGGUAUGUCUGGAAUGGUAUCGACAAUGCGGCAACAAUGGGUGUUCGCCAAGUCCCGGAAGAAACUUACUUAGAUGAGUUGAAGCAAAACAUUGACGUUCAAAUUUUUCGAGACAAUGAAACGUUGUCUGAAUCAUAUCCAGCGAAUUUGAUAUAUGUUUUAAUGAACGACACUGGUCCUGAUAAAGUAAAGACCAAAUUUAGUAAUGUGGGAAGAGACAUGCGACUUGUUCAAUCGAAAAAGGGGGAAUUUGGUUUGAUGAUAGCAAUAACAGUGGAUUAUGCCAAAGGACUAACAGGCUCUGUCAUCUUUGGUUUAGUUCGAAUUGAGUCGAGUUCUAUUUAUAUGAAAUAUGAUUAUAAUGAUACCUCCUAUUUACAAACUAUAUCCCCAACAAAUUUAAUUAGACUAGAAGCUUAUGAAGACACUUUUGUCGCUGGCAGUCCACAAGCGCGAGACGGCAAUAUUUUUGAUUUCUCAAAGAACGUGUACGUCCAAAAAUUGAUUGAUAUAGAUAGACCAACACUUCCUCUCUCUGUGAGUCCUCCGAUCUUUAUCCCUCCUUCUAAAAACAAUUUAUUUGAUUUGGGACAAGCCGUUGAAAUAUCAAAAGACUUCAUUUUAUUCAGUGACCCAUCUUCAGAAAAAGGUGUUGUCUUUGCUUUCUCUAGAAAGGAUGAUGCGCUUAAUUUUUCUGUUGUCAUGCAACCAUUUCCACGGUGGGGUAACUUUCAAUCGUUUGGGGAGUUCCUCGCAGUCACCAGUGACGAACAAAACCCACACAUUUACGUCGCUGCACCAAACGCUUGGAUCCAUGACAAUGUCAGAAAAGCAGUUAAACUUGGGAGAAGUACAACGGAGUACAUCGGUGUCAUUUAUGAAUUUCAAGUGAAUGACAAGACAAAAAUCGUUGAGUCGAAGAAUUACUUCUUUGUUAAGAGUGACAAACAAAGUGGUGGUCUUCUGAAUAGUACAAUUAGUAACAUGAAAAAGAGUGGUGAUAAUGUUUAUGUCACUUUAGCCAAUUACGAUGGGGUCUUUUUAAUUACUUGUGAAGAAAACUUGACGUUGUUCUUAUAA